Messenger RNA from Trifolium pratense (red clover), 3824 nucleotides. RefSeq names its product myosin-binding protein 3. The transcript has 4 exons. Lineage: Eukaryota; Viridiplantae; Streptophyta; Magnoliopsida; Fabales; Fabaceae. The record is from RefSeq and is a predicted model, not a curated record. Bases 247 to 3141 code for a protein of 964 amino acids. Gene Ontology annotation, molecular function: myosin binding.
AUUGAUAAAAAAGAAAUUUUUUUGAGACAUUCUUUAAUUUGUAUUGACUCAAGAACUUUACCUUUUCCCUCUAAGUCUAAAUAAAACAGCUUGCUCUCUCUCUACUUUUGAUCUACACUUCUUUCCUUUCUCUCACAAACAAAACACACCAAAAUACAGUUUUGUCUCAAAACUCUAUCGUCCUUUCUUUUCUUUAUUUUCAUUUGUACAUAUCAAACAAAAACAGAGGAAACAGAGCAAUCAACCAUGGCUACCAACAAAUUUGCAACCAUGUUACACAGAAACACCAACAAAAUCACCCUUGUUCUAGUCUAUGCAAUCCUUGAAUGGAUUCUCAUCCUCCUCCUUCUUCUAAAUUCUCUUUUUUCUUAUUUGAUUAUUAAAUAUGCUGAUUAUUUUGGUCUAAAAAGACCCUGUAUUUGGUGUGCUAGAAUUGAUCAUAUCAUAGAGUCUGAGAAAAAUUUGAAUCCUUGUAGAGAUCUUGUGUGUGAAAAUCAUGCUGUUGAGAUUUCAAAAUUGGGUUUUUGUUUAAAUCAUCACAAACUUGCUGAAUCAGAUGAUAUGUGUGAGAAUUGUUUUUCUUCAUUUUCAUCUAAACAAAAUUAUGGUAAAGUUUCUCAAAAUUUUGAUUUUUUUCCAUGGAUGAAGGAAAUAGCAAUGAUUGAUGGUGUUGAUGAAAAGAUUAUUGAGAAAGUGGAAGAGGGUUUGAAGUGUUCUUGCUGUGGUGUCAAUUUUGAUAACAGAUUUUACCCUCCUUGCAUUGUGAUUAACCCUUCUAUGAACAUUUUGGAUUAUGAACAGAACUCACCUCAGAAGCAGAAUUUGAUCAAAGAAGGUGUGUUUUUCUCAGAAGUUGAUCAUCACUUAGAUCAAAGUAGAUCAGAUUUUGUACUUGAUCAUCAUGAAAAUCAACAGAAGAUUGAAGAAAAGAGUGGAAUUCAUAUGUUGUUUGAGGUUGAACAGGAUUCAGGUAAAAAAGAAGAAGAUGCAGAAGAGAAUUGUUCUUGUUCUGUUUGUGAUGGUGUCAAGGAAACUAUGGUUGAUGAUCUUUACAAGCUUGAAUUUGGUUUAGAGAAAGGUAAAGAUGAAAACUUGGAAUUUAAUGUUGCAAAGCCUAAAGAUGAUGAUCAUGAUGAUGAAGCUUGUGACAAAACUGUUGUUGAAGUUGAGAAAACUGAGGAAAUUCCAUACAAGCAUCUUGAAUUUUUCAUUCAUGGUCAUGAUUGCAGUUUGAUUCCUGUUGAAUCGGUUGAAUCCACUGCCACAGAAAAUGGAAAUCAAAGUGAAUAUAAUAAGGUUGUGGAUGAAGGGUUUAUAGCCAGUGAAGAUUUUAUUCUUGACUUUGGUAUGAUGAAUACUGAUGCAGAAGCUGAACCAUUGAUUGAGAAAUGGCACAUUUCUGGUGAUAUUGUAGCAGAAUUUUCUUGUCAAGAGAAUAAAAAUGUCUACAAGGUUAAUGAGUUUGAAUCAGAUCAAUUGAAUUAUCAUGAUGUGAGAUUUUCUCAAACAGAUGAAGACUUGGCUAAGGAUGAUAAUGUUGAAGUAAACAUGGAAAGAAUGAUGAUGAAUGGAUAUGGAGAUGGGGAAUUAGGUUCAUAUGUUUCUCUAGCUUCUGAAGAUGCAUCACAAAGCGAAGAUGAGGAAUAUGAAGCAGAAGUAUCAAUUGGUACUGAAAUUCCUGAUCAAGAACAAAUUGAUGAGUGUCAAGGCCAAGAUAUUCUUUUGGAUACAAAUCAAAGAAUGCAAGAAGAUUCAUCUACUAGCUCAGUCGGAUUUUAUGUCCAACAUGAUAGUGGUCAUGACAAAGGUGAAGAAGAGUUUUUAGAAUUCAAAACCAUGUCACUUGAAGUGAGAAUGCCAACAACAAUGCCAUCAUAUUCAGAGCUUAAUGAGAAUGAGGAGGAGGAGGAAAAAAUUCCUGACACGCCGACUUCUCUGGAGAGUCUUCAUCAACUACACAAGAAAUUACUUUUUCUUGAGAGGAAAGAGUCAGGAACAGAAGAUUCAUUGGAUGGAAGCGACAUAGAAUGUGGCGAGGUGACCUUAGAGAAGUUAAAAUCAGCAUUGAAAUCCGAAAGAAAAGCUUUGAAAACUCUAUAUGCAGAACUAGAAGAAGAAAGAAAUGCAUCUGCUGUAGCAGCCAAUCAAACAAUGGCGAUGAUCAAUAGGCUUCAAGAAGAGAAAGCAGCAAUGCAGAUGGAAGCUUUGCAGUAUCAACGAAUGAUGGACGAACAAUCCGAGUAUGACCAAGAGGCUAUGCAGCUUCUGAAUGAUCUUAUGAUGAAGAGGGAGAAAGAGAAGCAUGAGCUAGAAAAAGAGCUUGAAGUAUAUAGAAAAAAGGUUCUUGAAUAUGAGGUAAGAGAAAAGAUGAUAUUGUCAAGAAGAGAUAGCAUGAGAAGCCGAACUUCAUCUCCCUCUUGUAGUAAUGCUGAGGAUAGUGAUGGAUUGUCCAUUGAUUUCAAUCAAGAAUCAAAGGAAGAAAAUGGUUUUCACAGCAACCAGAACACUCCUGUUGAUGCUGUCUUAUAUUUGGAGGAAUCAUUAUCAAACUUUGAGGAAGAGAGGUUAUCAAUACUAGAACAGCUGAAAGUAUUGGAAGAAAAGCUCAUUAUAUUGAAUUAUGAAGAUGAAGAACACUUCUUUGAUGAUACUACAUCGAUAGAAGUAGAACAUCUUCGUGAAGAGAACGGGAAUGGAUAUCAUGAUCACGAUCACGAACAUGAUGAUCAACAAGGCCAGGUAAAUGGAUUUGUAAAUGGUAAUGGAAAGCAUCAUCAAGGGAGGAAAAUCAUGGCCACAAAACCAAAGAGGCUUCUACCACUUUUUGAUGCAAUUAGUACAGAAACAGAAGAUGUAGAGUUGAGUGGAGAUGAAAAUGAAUUAGACUUUUCCGAAUCACAAAAUGUUUCGGCUGACAAGACCAGUUUGGAUAAGAAAAAGGUUGGUUUAGAAGAAGAGGUAGAUCAUGUUUAUGAGCGACUACAGGUGCUUGAAGCAGAUAGAGAGUUUCUAAAGCAUUGUAUCAGUUCCUUGAGAAAAGGAGAUAAAGGUUUGGAUCUUCUCCAAGAAAUUUUACAACACCUACGUGAUCUAAGGAAUGUGGAGUUCCGAGUCAGGAAUAUAGGAGAUCUUGCAGUGUAAAAAGUCUACAUGUUCAACUCUACCAAAGAUAUAAUAGUUGAUCAACAUGCUGCAAACCAAGCAUACAAGAGCAAUUAGCACCAUCAAUGCAGUGUUCUACAAGACAAGACAACAAUGCAUAACUUCAAUAUUAACAAAAAAAAUCAGUGGAAGGAAGUUCCCUAAUGGAGAAGGGAGAAUCCUGCUAUGGUCAGUUUGAUACACAAUGUGGUAGACAACAAAAAUUAAGUCUACCUUUUGAUAUUUUUCAUGUUACAUUUUCUAUGUCCAAGUGGACCCAAAUUUUUGUGGGUUGUGUCCAUCAUAAUUGCCUUUAUGAAAAAGGAAGAUGAUGAGCAUAUGUGUGUGUAGGGUAGUGAGGUGAAGCCAUGCUGUCAGUUGUAUUUUGUGAAGAAAAAACUUGGCUUGCAAAGCUGGAGAGAUUCAUAAAAAAUGAUUCCAGUGCCAGGUACAUAGAAUUUUGUUUAUUAUAGAGACAGAAUUAGGGCCACUAGUUUUGUCAUUUUUUUAAAAAUAUUUUUGAGGUAAGAGUGAAGAUUGAGGUAAGUAGCCUCUUUCUCAUGUUUUGCAUUAUUGUAUCCUAUGAGGUUUGUUUUUUUCUUAUGACAAAAAAAGCUGAGUAACUUGUAUACUUCAUGUAUGUAUUCAUUUGUAAUUAUUAUAAAAAAGUGAGUGUUUGUUUA